Molecule: messenger RNA, 2190 nt
Organism: Tachyglossus aculeatus (Australian echidna)
Lineage: Eukaryota; Metazoa; Chordata; Mammalia; Monotremata; Tachyglossidae
Gene: WDR76
Product: WD repeat domain 76
Exons: 13
Coding region: 102-1952 (616 amino acids)
Biological process (GO): regulation of DNA damage checkpoint
Cellular component (GO): nucleus
Molecular function (GO): protein binding; DNA binding
Source: RefSeq, a predicted model, not a curated record
GACUGUUUGGCCGUUUGUCCCCGCAGCCCUUGCUCUGGGCGGGAAGGUGUGUGACUGCGAGGAGGUGGCGGUGAGGUGACAACGGCCCCGGCGGGAAGAAGAUGUCGUCCGGACCCGACGGCCAGGAGGAUGGGCAGGAUGGCCAGGAUGGGCAGGAUGGCGUCGGGCCGCAGUUACUGGAGAACACGCCUAAAGAAAACCCAAGCAAACCCAGCUUUUCCCCGAGCCCGGCCUGGACUGCGGUACUGACGAAGCAGGCCCGGAUCCUCCUCACCCCCCUGUCCUUCAAAAAGGGCCCGGGUCGCCAAGGGUUCCUCCCCAGGAGGAUCCUGGAGCCGAAGCAGUGCGGCCCCGGUGAAAACGCAGCUGAGGAGCCCGGAGCCCCGACAGGCCCGGCGGGGUCCCAACCCCUCAGUCUCUGCCCCAGGAGAAGCAGAGAGGCCCCCCGACUGUCCCCCGAGACGGCCGCUCCGGCCGCCGACAGCCCCCAGGAUGAAGAUGACAGUGACGGCGAUGAGAGAGAGUGCCAGGGCAGUUUUUCUGGCUUGUCUGCCUACGAAAGGAAGAGGCUAAAGAACAUAAAGGAAAAUGCCAAAUUCUUCGCUUCUCUUGAGCUACUGGAGGCGGCAGCCAAGCUGAAAAAAAUGACGACCCGGAAGCCAUCCUGUGGAGUCAAGAGAAAGAAACCCAAGGAGGAGGCGGACGAGACGACGCGUCGAAGAUCGAUGCGGUUGCUGAAAGCGGAUCCGUCAGGAGUGCCGGUACCCCAGGUGCCGGCACAGCCAGAAUUAGCCGCGGAUGAAAGCCCGGGGCCACCACCCGGGCCCUUGGAAAUGGUGCCCUCAAACCAGACGGCGAAGGAUGAGGUGUUUGGGGAGUUUCUGCAGACGUGGACGGAGAUGAGCCAGCCAAGCGGGAGCACCAUCCAGCAGCCCUCCAGCCUGGAAAGUUACCGAGCCAGCCUGAGCGGAAUGGCCGUCAGCGAAGAGACGGUCUGCAAGGUGACCAAAGAUCGAAUCUUCUCCCUGGCCGUCCACCCCUCGGAGAGCCGGCUCCUGGUGGCUGCCGGGGACAGGCUUGGCCAGGUCGGGCUGUGGGAUCUGGAUCGGGGUCCGAAAGCGGCGGGGGUGCACACGUUUGCCCCCCACAUCCGGGCCGUGAGCUGCCUGUACUUCUCGCCCGCGAACCCCGCCCACCUGCUGUCGCUGAGCUACGACGGGACCCUGCGGUGCGCGGACUUCUCCCGGGCCGUGUUCGACGAGGUGUACAGGAACCAAGAGCUGGCCCUUUCCUCCUUCACCUUCCUGUCGGACGACGCCUCGUCCCUGCUCGUGGGGCACUGGAAUGGCGGAGUGGCUGUGGUGGACAGGCGGGCCCCGGCCCCCGUGCAGUGGGCAGACCUCGGGCCCGGCUUGGUGAGGACCGUUCACGGCCACCCGCUGCACAGGCAGUAUUUCGUGGCCGCGGGCGCCAGGAACGUUUCGAUCUUCGAUGUGCGCUGCCUCAAGCCCCAACGCAACCGGCCCCUGCUCUCUCUCCCGGGGCACACCAAGAGCCUCGCUUCGGCCUAUUUCUCCCCCACCACCGGCUGCAGGGUCGUGACCACGUGUGCCGACGACAAUUUGCGGGUCUUCGACACCAGCUGCCUAGGAUCCAAAGCCCCUCUUGUCACCACGGUCAGGCACAAUAACAACACGGGGCGCUGGCUGAGCCGCUUCCAGGCCGUCUGGGACCCCAAGCAGGAAGACUGCUUCGUGGUGGGCAGCCUGAGCCGGCCGAGGCGCAUCGAGGUGUUCCACGCCGCCGGCCGGCUGCUGCACUCCUUUGCCCACGAGGACUGGCUGGGCUCCGUCUGCUCCAUCAACGCGCUGCACCCCUCGCGCCCGGUCCUGGCCGGGGGCAAUUCUAGCGGGAAGGUCCACGUCUUCAAAGCCCGAGGCGCAGAGCCCUAAAUGUCCUGGGCCCGUCCCCCGUCUCCUUCCCCCCGCCCGCUUUCCCUCCUCCCCAUCGCAGUUCUGGGGGCCGGAGUCUGAACGAGGGAGAAGCCCGCUGUAGGCCCGGGGUCGUGGCCGUGGGAGGGAAGAGGCUUUUCCCUGGGAAGAGCAGGCCGUGGGCCCGGGCAGUGGGAACGGGAGGGCACGGGUGGGGCGGCGACGGGGCCGAGGUCGGAGUGUGCAGUGAUGGAUAUUA